AGGCCGCAGGUGCAGAAGAGCAGCCGCUUGUGUCGGCUCGGCAUCGCGCUCCGCUGCGGCCCGGGAAACCAGAGGCGCCGCUGACGUCACCGUCGCCCUGACGACCGCGAGCGGCGGCGGCGGCCACCUGUUGCCGGGAUGGUGACGUCAGAGCCGCGGCGAGGGUUUGAGGGCGGGUUCCCCGCCUGACGUGACGCCGCCCACGCGGGCUGCGCCGCUUGGCGCCAUUUGUUCGGCGGGAGCGCAGCGGGAGACAUGAGGACGGUGGCGCUGCUCUGCUGGCUGCUUCAGGCGCUGGGACUCCGCGCCCUGCCUCCGCUCCACGGGAGCCUCAGCUCGCCCAACUUUCCCGAGGCCUACCCUCCGGACUCGGCGCGGCUCUGGAACCUCAGCGUCCCGCACGGCUUCCGGCUCCAGCUCUACUUCAGCCACUUCCACCUGGAGCCGUCCCACCUGUGCCAGUACGACUACGUCCAGGUGGAGGCGGAGGGUCAGACGCUGGCGCUGUUCUGCGGCCGCGAGGACACAGACACCGAGUCUGUGCCGGGCACUGGGGUCAUCACGUCACCUGGAACCUCCCUGUCCGUCUCCUUCCGCUCCGACUUCUCGGACGAGGAACGUUUCUCGGGCUUCCUGGCUCACUACAGUGCCACAGACGUGGACGAGUGCGAAGGUGCCACGGAGCAGGACCCGCCCUGCGAUCACCUCUGUCACAACUACAUCGGAGGCUUCUACUGCUCCUGUCGCCACGGUUACCAGCUGCACGCCGACAACCGCACCUGCCGAGUGGCGUGCGGCGGCCGGCUGCGGGAACCUUCCGGAGCGCUCAGCAGCGUGGACUUCCCCUCGCCGUACCCCAAGAGCUCGGAGUGUCGUCACGUGAUCCAGGUGGAGGCGGGGCUGCGGCUGCGGCUGCACUUCGACCCGCUCUUCGACGUGGAGGACCAUCCCGACGUGCGCUGCCCCUACGACCACGUCAAGAUUGAGGUGGAGGGAGGAGUCCUGGGUCCGUUCUGCGGCACCCGCUCGCCAGGAACCCUGGUGGUGGACGGGAACGUGGCAGUGGUGCUUUUUCACAGCGACAGCUCCGGAGAGAACCGCGGCUGGAGACUCACCUACUCUGCUGAGGGAAGUGGCUGUCCGCCGCCGCCGCGCCCGGCACACGGGAUCAUCAGUCCCGACCAAUCAGAGUACUCCUACAGAGACCAGGUGCUGGUCACCUGCUCGCCGGGAUUCAGGCUCCUGAAGGGAGACGGAGAAGCGGUGGAGCAGCUGCAGACCGAGUGUGGGGCCGACGGCCGCUGGUCCCAGGAGGAGCCCGUCUGUGCAGCGGCGGACUGCGGAAGGCCCCGCCGGCCCCUCCCCCGCCAGGCCAAGAGGAUCGUGGGGGGCCGAGCGGCAGAGCCCGGCUGGUUCCCGUGGCAGGUUCUGCUCAGCGUGGAGGACUUGUCCCGCGUCCCUGAAGACCGCUGGUUUGGCUCCGGGGCCCUGCUGUCCAGGUCCUGGAUCCUGACCGCCGCCCACGUGCUGCGCUCUCAGCGGCGGGACGCCAGUGUCGUGGCUGUGGCGCCCGAACACGUGAAGGUGUACCUGGGUCUGCUGGACUACCAGGACCAGGCCACGUGGUCCAGUGUCCCGGUGGAGCGGAUCCUUCUUCAUCCCGACUUUCGGCCGGACAACUACCACAGCGACCUGGCUCUGCUGAAGCUGCGCGUGCCGGCGCCGCUGAGCGACGCGGUCCAGCCCGUCUGUCUGCCGGCGCCACGGCCGCACCACCUGCCGCCCCCCGACACCCUGGGCCUGGUGGCGGGCUGGGGCCUGUCCCAGUCUGCGGCCUCGGGCAGCGGGAGCCGGCUGCAGUACGUCAAGCUGCCGGUGGUGGCGCAGGAGGAGUGUCGCGCCAGCUACGCCUCGCGCUCGCGCAGCUACAACAUCAGCGACGGCAUGUUCUGCGCCGGCUUCCUGGAGGGGGGGCGGGACACGUGCCUGGGCGACAGCGGGGGGGCCUUUGUGAUGGAGGAGGCGGGCGGCUGGGCCGUGAUGGGGCUGGUGUCCUGGGCCGGACCGGAGGAGUGCGGCAGCCGCAGAGUGUACGGGGUCUACACGCGCGUGGCCCAUUACGUCCACUGGAUACGCAACCAGACGCAGGACGCCCUCUAGUGGCGCCGCCCUUUUGUCACGUGAGCUUGUCAAAUAAACCCAAUCUCGCGAGCGA
Molecule: messenger RNA, 2215 nt
Organism: Synchiropus splendidus (mandarinfish)
Lineage: Eukaryota; Metazoa; Chordata; Actinopteri; Syngnathiformes; Callionymidae
Gene: masp1
Product: MBL associated serine protease 1
Exons: 10
Coding region: 256-2160 (634 amino acids)
Biological process (GO): zymogen activation; complement activation
Cellular component (GO): blood microparticle; extracellular region
Molecular function (GO): serine-type endopeptidase activity; calcium ion binding
Source: RefSeq, a predicted model, not a curated record